This is a messenger RNA of Paraphaeosphaeria sporulosa, 2010 nucleotides long. RefSeq lists its product as uncharacterized. Lineage: Eukaryota; Fungi; Ascomycota; Dothideomycetes; Pleosporales; Didymosphaeriaceae. Gene Ontology annotation, biological process: regulation of transcription by RNA polymerase II; DNA-templated transcription. The record is from RefSeq and is a predicted model, not a curated record. Bases 1 to 2010 code for a protein of 669 amino acids. Gene Ontology annotation, molecular function: zinc ion binding; RNA polymerase II cis-regulatory region sequence-specific DNA binding; DNA-binding transcription factor activity, RNA polymerase II-specific. The transcript has 4 exons. Gene Ontology annotation, cellular component: chromatin.
AUGCUUGAGGAUUCGAAUCAUACUCACCGGCCAGAGCUCCCGACUACCGUGGAGUCUUUCCAUGCUGCGCAAGGGCAUAUCGACCCAGCGAUACAUCCCGAGUCCUACCAGGAUGAGGGGUUCGAGGAUUUUCGAGACUUUGUGAACUUCAUAGACGGUGUGGGUCUAUCAGCCCAAUGGACGCCUGAGUACAAUAUUGAUUGGUUGCGCCUCGAUAGUUAUGAAGAGCCCCGACGUGCAUCAAGAGAUCUAGAGCCUCCACAAUCACCGGGCAAUGAGGAUAUCGGGACUCCAUUCAGCACAUGGCUCCCUUCAGCACCAGCAGAAGAUCAGAUUCAUCUGAGAUCAAAUUCGGGAGCCGACGUUCGCGAGAGCCGAGCAAGACAUGGCACGUAUCAUGUGACAGAAGACCACCGAAGCUUUCUCAUCUCCCUUCUCCCAAGCUUUCCGGUACCGAUCUCAGAAUUCGAGAUUCCUUCUCGCCAUGCCCUUACACGUUAUAUUACUGCGUUUUUCAGCGGCUUUCAUUCUCACUUUCCCUUCAUUCACGAACCAACCUACAAGCCAUCAUGCUCACCAUUGGAGCUCACACUAGCCAUGUGUGCUGCAGGAGCACAGUACUGCUUCGAAAGAAGAAGUGCAGAUCGGCUCUUUCGUGUUUCAAAAGCCAUAGUCUUUGAGCGGCUUCGCCAAGAAGAGUCACACUUUGGUCCGCAAACAUUGGCAUUCAUUGCAUCGACUGAUAUGCUCUCGCCCGCAACUGCACCGGUGGCAAGGAAAGCAGGGCCAUGGGCGCCACUUGAUAUGGCCAAAACGCUCCUGAUUCUUGUAGGUUUUGCCACGUGGGAACGUAAAGAUCUCCUGCAGCAGGCCUUCGCCCUUCGCGGACUACUUGUUCAAUGUCUUCGUGAUAAUGGACUUAAAGAGGAGAGCACUUCCUCUAGCAUCCCGGCCGGUGCCAGAUCCGCCUUGUGGGACGAAUGGGUGCAACACGAAUCCUCUCGGCGAACUAAGCUUGUUGCUUUCUGCUACAUAAAUGUUCAUAGCAUUGCAUACAACAUACACCCUCUGCUCUGGAGUAGUGAGCUUCACCUUCGACUACCCUGCUGCACUCAGUUCUGGCAAGCUUCGAGCGCCGCGCAGUGGAUAUCGCUCGAACGCGAACGAAAGGAAGAUCAAAUGCCUUUCCAACAAGCCUUAUCGGUCCUACUUCAGGGCACAUCGGGGUCCAAUUCAGUUCACCCCAUACCCAGUCCUAUUGGCAACUAUAUAUUGCUUCACGCUCUGCUGCAACGAAUUCAUGUCGUUCGUGAACUGUCAUUUCCUGCUGCGCAAGCCACGAUCUCGGGUUCAGAGCUUCACACAAUAGGACGAGCCUUGCGCAGUUGGACUUCUCUUUGGCAGCAAGCGCCAGAGAGCAUACUUGAUCCUAAUAACGAGAGCGGACCGAUUCCCUUUACCUCAAGUGCCCUCCUUGUUGUUGCUUACAUCCGCCUAUCUCUCGACAUUGGCUCGCAUCGUCAUCUCGAAUCACGUGAUCCGGAUUUGAUCGCACAUAGCCUGACAGCGCUGCCCGAUAUCGAGCGCAACGACAACCUCUUAUCAGCACUGUUGUAUUCGACCCAUGCCCUCAGCAUACCAGUGAGGCUUGGAGUAGACCGGAUAGCAAGAAGCCAAGCAUUCUUCUGGAGUGUGCAGCAUGCGAUUUGUAGCUUCGAGGGUGCUGUAUUCUUAGGCAAAUGGCUUUGUUCGCUGCCUAGUCCGAUGUGUGAAGACAGUCUGUCUCGCUCCGAACACCGUAUCGUUCACUGGGUCAAGUGUAUCGUCGAAGAGGCAUAUGCAGUCGUCGACUUUGAUGAGCAGCGGGAACUGACUGUUCCCGACGAGCCGUUCCAGCUAGGCCUUGCUGUUCUGCAUAUCUGGUGUCGGUUCCUCCAGGGCAACACACAAUGGCAGUUUGUCAACAACCUUGGCAUCAGCCUCGAAAAAUAUACGAAAACGCUCACCUGA